Messenger RNA from Aspergillus candidus, 2063 nucleotides. RefSeq names its product isoamyl alcohol oxidase. The record is from RefSeq and is a predicted model, not a curated record. Bases 177 to 1967 code for a protein of 596 amino acids. The transcript has 5 exons. Lineage: Eukaryota; Fungi; Ascomycota; Eurotiomycetes; Eurotiales; Aspergillaceae. Gene Ontology annotation, molecular function: FAD binding; oxidoreductase activity.
CGAGCGAACAGCACGUAGUGCUCAUUUAGCCGUCAGACCGGCCGCGAGUCUCUUUCUCUCUUUUUUUUUUCGUGCGUCUGUCACUCUUUGAUUCACUCACUGAUCCACUCGUUUAUCCAAUUGGUUCAUCUUUCUUUCUUUUCCUUCUUUUCCCCGUGUUUUCCCCGAGUUUGAGGAUGAGGCUGGAGAUUUUGAUCGUGUCCGCUCUGAGUGGGCUGGGCUCCGCGACUGGGAUUGGGAGUUGCAGAUGUACUCCAGAGAGCUCCUGUUGGCCGUCCAUGGAAACGUGGAAUAGCUUGAAUUCCUCGGUUUCAGGGAAAUUGAUCCGCAACACCCCCCCGGCCAUCUCCUGUUACCCCGGCACCUACUACGACGAGAAGGAAUGCGCCGAGGUGCACCGGCGCUGGUACGAUUCUCGGUUUCAAUCGGAGCAACCCGUCGGAUAUGUUUAUCCCACCAACGAUCCCUGCCCCUUGGUCGAUGUCGGUGAUGGAGAAAAGCCCGGCAAUUGCACCCUCGGCCCCGCCCCUGUCUAUACCAUCAAUGCCACCAAGACCGAGGACCUUGUUGCGGGCCUGCAAUUCGCCAAGGAAAAGAAUAUCCGCUUUGUCCUGCGAAAUACAGGCCAUGAUCUCAUCGGAAAAUCCGAGGGCUAUGGCGCCCUGCAGGUCUGGAUCAAGUAUAUGCGGGAUGGCGUCAAGGUCCAUGAUAAGUACGAGCCACCGGAGGGAUGUACCGCGUCGGAUUGGAAUGGCCACGCCAUUACUGUCGCCGGUGGCUAUGUCUGGGAAGAUGUGUACAGUGAAGCAUUUUCCCGGAACUUGACCGUCGUCGGUGGGGGUGACCCGACGGUGGGUUGCAUUGGCGGAUAUAUACAAGGAGGAGGCCAUUCCCCAGCGAGCCGGGACUACGGUCUAGCUGCCGAUCAGAUCCUCGAUGCGCAGGUCCUCCUAGCCAACGGCACCACGGUCACGGCCAGUGCCUGCCAGAACUCCGAUCUGUAUUUCGCUCUCCGUGGAGGUGGCGGCGGAACUUAUGGCAUCGUGCUGUCAAUGACGAUCAAGGCCUAUCCCUCCAAGUCCGUCGUGGCCCAGUCGCUGGCCAUCUUCCCCCUCACGGACAACGUCGAUCCCUUGCUGGAAGCCAUCACCGAUAUCCACGAGCAAUAUCCUGCCAUUAACGACGCAGGGUUCUCGGGAUACGGUAAGUGGUCGAUCAAUGCUCCCCAGCCCCUGGCUGGUAACGAGACCGUCGGAUACGUGCACGCCAUUGCUCUGAUGGGGAAGUCAAGGGAGUGCGCUGAGGAAGCGUUCGCGCCGGUUCUUGACAAGUUGCAAACAUACAACGGCACCUCCCUCUCCGUCAGAGUCGACUGGUUCGAGUUUCCCAGCUAUUCCGCAUACUACAAGGCCAUGUCUGGGAAUAGGGAGGCGACCGGGGGAGGAAACUCGGCCUUGACCUCCCGCAUGUUUGACAAGAAGGCGCUCACGGACGAUCGAAAGGCUCUGCGGGAGAUGAUUGGCACCAUUGCGGGGGACCCCAGGGAAUAUACGAUUCUGAACAUCGAACUCAACGGUGGUGGCCAGGUCGCCAAGCCGGAUUCACUUUCGGGGUUGAACCCAGCGUGGCGAUCUGCCUACAUGGUCGAGGUGGUUGCCAGGGGGUGGCCCGCAGAUGCGGAUGAAGCCACCAAGAAGUCCGUCAUCGCCGACAUCUCCUACAACAAGAACUGGGCGAUGAGACGUCUGACCCCAUCGUUGGGGAGCUACUUGAACGAGGCCGAUCGGAGAGACCCUCUGUGGGCGACGGAUUUCUACGGAACCCACUACAUUCCCCUCAGUAUUAUCAAGAGAAAGUAUGACCCCACCGAUUUCUUCUACUGCCCAACGUGCGUGGGGAGUACCUCGUGGUACCAGGAGUACCUGCCAGGGCAGGACUACGGUCCGCUGUGCUCCACCGGAUUAUAAACCAGGGGCAAACGUGUUGUACCAUAAUCCAUCGGUAGAUCCAAACAGAGUUCGUGCUUGGGCCAAAGCUUGUACCUCGUCGACCCAACGUGGCCA